AUGCGCCAGACAUUCACCGGUAAUUUUGUCUACUAUAUUCAAUCUGUGCUCCCAGAUGACAUUGUAAAAACAGUACUGGAGAAAAUAGGUUACAUUGCAACAACAGCAACAGAGUUUUCACUUGUCAAAAAGAGAAACAAUGAGGAAACAAAGCAGACUGCAUUUGAAAUAUUCCUGGCAAGAAUUGAGUGUGAAACCAUCCUCGAAAUGACAAAUGAAGAAAAACAUGGCAAUUUGGAGAAGACCCUACAGAAGAGAACACAAAUGCACCGGCACCAUGGAAAUAAGGACAAAGAGGAUCAGACGCCCCAGAGAGAAGAUGCUGAAAAUCUAGAAACUAAAGAAAGCAGUGAGACGUCUUUGUGCCUUGCUACUCAACAGAAGUCUUCAACUAAUAGCGAUACAGCCUUUGAAGCUGGUGGGAAUCUGAAGAUCAAAGAUGACGCGCCUCAGUUAGCAGUUACUCCACCCACUAACAGGCUUCAGAAACACCAAAGGCAAGUCAUUAACACUGCACAUUUCCCGGGCAAACGCUCAGACAGCGAGGACUUCUUGAUCAAAUAUAGUGACAUUGUCAUAAGACAAACACCGAUUUUCAGUGAGAAUCCUUCUCCAAAAGCUUUUGAAAGCAAGCCAAGAGCCAGUCUCAGUGAAGAAUGUGUUUUGGCAGUCACUGCAGAGUCAACUGCAAAUGAGAUCAGGCCUGUGCCACUCUCACCAGGAGCGAGCGGCCCGCCAGCCUUUGCAAUAUUUGCUGACAGCUCUUGUGACAGCAAAACCGCUUUGGAGUACAAAGCUCAAGAAGUCCCCGAAGAAUCAAUUGAAGCAGAAAUUAACGAUGCCAUAAAUUGCAUAGACCCAGACCCUGCGGAUGAACCCACUGAGCUGAAGUCUCUGCCGUACAAGGACAUCGCGGCUGUCCAAAACUGCGGCGUUCCUAGGGAAGAGGAAGUUUGUGAGCUGUCUUUAACCUUCACAAAACUACAAAUCAAGGACGCUCAGGAAGACCUUAUGUUUCCAGUAGAGGAAACUGGCCAACCUGAGUCAUAUGCGAGUACAAGUGACAGGCACGCAAGAGAGUUUAAUCACUCUAAAAUAAAACAUACAUAUCUGACUAAUGCUCAGAUGCAGAACAGAGCAGCUGCACACAUCGAGCCAUCUUCAGAUCUGUGCUGCGCUGCUGGGAACGUGGAGGAUUCCACUGCUGGUUCUGACACCAGGAGACUGUUAAUGGAUACCCCUAGCGCACACACAGCUGCUGAGUGCUUCAGGCACAUCAGGGAGCCCCCUAACCUCACCUACAUCCCACCACAAAGUAUUGAUGUUCGGUCUUCACGCGUGAGAAGGAGCAGCGCACAGGGCAGAAGGAACCUCUUGCAGCCUGAACGUGACUCUCCCGAAUCCAGUGAAGUAAAGCUGGACAACUAUAAUUCCAAAGUAAACGAAAUCCAGGAGCCUUAUGUCAUUAUUGACAAAACCGACCAAGGAAUGUUAGGCCAUCACACUUGA
Charadrius vociferus (killdeer) is the source of this 1509-nucleotide messenger RNA. RefSeq lists its product as uncharacterized. Bases 1 to 1509 code for a protein of 502 amino acids. NCBI's taxonomy places the organism in Eukaryota, Metazoa, Chordata, Aves, Charadriiformes, Charadriidae. The transcript has 2 exons. The record is from RefSeq and is a predicted model, not a curated record. Gene Ontology annotation, cellular component: cytoplasm.